CAAAAACAUAGAUGUACCAACACUCAAACACUUAACACUUAUACACACACACGCACACAAACAAACAAACACACAUACAUAAAUACAUACAUACAUACAUACAUACAUACAUACAUACAUACAUACAUACAUACAUACAUACAUACAUACGACCCAUGGCUUUUUGAUGUUAUGAUUCUCUGCCCCAAAGAAAGACCCACUGUCACUAUCGCCAAUUCCUUUCCAGGGACCAGUAUUAGUGACUACAACCCAAUGACAGUACCUUGGAAAUAAGAUUCAGGAUUUUCUAAAAUGAUUGCCCUUUAUCUUUGGUCCCCGUAUCCUUAAGACUGUGGUUACACCGACUAGAAAUAGCGGCCAAAACACCUUCCAAUCACACGACUGUCCUAAACAAAAGGGCACCAGAACAUCAUGACACAUCACAACUGGUUUAAUCACCAAACUUAAUAACUGGCUGAGUUUUUCCAAGAUUUAUUAUCACAGACUAAAACAAAUAAACAAUUGACUCCACUAAACUUUAUUGAGCUCAGAUUAUUGAGUUUUAAAAACGACACACAGAAAUAUUGAAGAAAGCUCUUUAUUUUUGUAUUAUUACACAUUGACAAAUUCACAAAUCGAUACACUCAUGCUUACAUGUCUACAGUGACAAACAGAUACAUCCACAAACAUACACACACGCAUAUAUCUUUACUGACAACAUAUACACAUAUAGACACACACAGCAUAUAGUAUGAAAUAAAGGAAAUAUAUUUAUUCUGUACCAAAAUCACAAGACUGCAAACAGACUCUGAAAUACCCCAGUUGUCAUACGUCUUAGAAAUUUGCUCUGUUGGCGGUGAAAAAUGGAUGAUACAUUCAGCCAUGGUUAUUGUCAAAUGAAGGACUCUCCAGUCGACCACCGGAAAGCUGAAGGGUCAUUUAGACCCCAGACAGCUAAGGAGAAAAUGAAACCACCCAGGGAUCCUUGCAGUUGUAUUUACCUUGCUCUUGUGAUGUCAGGAGCUGGAUUCCUGCUGCCGUACAACAGUUUUAUUACAGCUGUUGAUUAUUAUCAGGACCGAUUCCCCAGGACAACCAUUGAAUUUGACAUGAGUCUCACCUAUAUUGUGGUUGCUUUCUUCAGCGUAGUCGCUACAAACGUGCUUGUCGAAACAUUCAGCUUGAAACUCCGGAUUACAUUUGGUUACAUUGUGGCAUUUUCAGUGUUGCUGCUAGUUACCAUCUGCGACAUUUGGCUGGAAAUGUUUUCCAAAGAAACAUCAUAUGGCAUCACCCUAAUGGCAGUCGGUAUGGUAGCUGUUGGAUCAACAAUUCAACAAUCCAGUUUCUAUGGUUACACCAGUAUGCUACCUCAUCGUUACACACAAGCUGUCAUGACAGGAGAAAGUGCAGCAGGUUUAGUCAUCUCAAGCAAUCGUAUCCUCACAAAAGCCCUGCUACACAACCAGAGAACAAACACGAUCAUCUUCUUCACAAUUUCACUGACAAUCGUCUGCCUCUGUUUCGUCCUGUUCCAUGUGGUGCGACGCAGUCAGUUUGUACGUUAUUAUGUCAGCCAAUGUGAGAUGGCCGGUGUGGCAGAAGAACAGCGAGGAAUUGCCAACCCUAAUCCAGCAUCUGGUCCCUUCACCGAGGAAGUAAGCUUAGUGGACAUAAUGGACCACACUGGUCAACGAGGUAGUUACGGCGUUCUGGUGAUUCAGAGUCCAACAUCUGCCAGCAUACAGCAGGAGUUCCUGACAGGAUCAGCACCUGUGACCCCUACAACACCAACCAAUCCAGAAAUAAAACCAGCCACAGCAACAGAACUGACUAAAAUCAAUGAACAAGAGGUCAAAUAUAAAGGUCACAUUUACAAAGUUCAAGUUCCGAAAAUGUCAUCAGUUAAAAGAGCCCUGUUAUUGCGGUGGGAAGCAACAAAAUGUGUCUGGCCUUAUAUGAUUUCUCUUGGAAUGGCUUAUUUUGUAACCUUGCUUCUGUUUCCCGGUGUUGAAUCUCAAAUCAUCAGCUGUCGACUCCGAAGCUGGACACCAGUCAUUCUAAUGGCUAUAUUUAAUUUAUUUGAUUUCAUUGGCAAAGUAAUUGCUGCGAUUCCUUAUGACUGGCCCCGAGGUCGUCUUAUCCUGUUUACUUGUUUCCGAAUUCUCUUGGUUCCCAUGAUGAUGAUGUGUGUCCUGCCAGUACACAAACCAACACUAAAUGGUGAGGGAUAUGCUGUCUUAGCGUCUCUCUUAUUAGGGGUCACCAAUGGAUAUUUUGGCAGUGUUCCCAUGAUCUUGGCACCAAUGAAAGUCUCCAGUGAGAAAAAGGAAAUCACAGGUAACAUCAUGAUGUUUUCCUACAGCAUUGGAAUGACUACCGGCAGCAUUGGGGCCUACAUCCUUGACUACUUCAUCGGUGCCAACUCGGUGGAGUCGAUUUGCAACGCAGCUGUCCACCCCCACCAUCCUGCCCUCACCAACAUUGCGGGACACCACAUGGCACCGUCAAUACCAGCCUCUUUGAAUGCUACAAGCAUUCUAUCAAACUUUACUAACCUCUCCGUCAACUAGCGCAAGAUGGGUCUCUUCACUGGCAUAAGGCACAGAUUGUGAAGCCAAACAGAACAAGGGAGAAGCUUUUCUUAUUUAAUCAAACUUCUAUGUAUAUCUUUGGUUUAUUUACAUAUAGCAUUAAUACAGCAUGUGAGGGUGUGUGUUUGUGUGUGUGAGAGAGAGAGAGAGUAUGUGAACUUGUGUGUGUGUGUGUGUGUAUAAAUAUAUAUAUAUGUAUAUAUCAUAUAUAUGCAUGCAUAUUUACAUAUACACAUCCAUAUAAUUCACAUAAAGCUAAUAUCCAAAUACACACACACACACACACACAUGUAUGCAUGUAUGUAUGUAUAUAUAUGUGUGUGUGUAUGUAUGUAUGUAUGUAUAUAUGUAAUAUGUUUAUUUUUAAACAAGAAUAUUGUUGACAGUGUGGCUUCAAAGUUUCAACUAGUUGAGCUAUCAUCAGAUGAUUGUUUAACUGGACAAAACUUCGAAGUUACUGUCAACAACAUUUUUGUUGGAGAAUAAACUUGUACUUGACAAACGUAUAGGGUAACUGCUCAGAUUAAUGUAAAAUCGUCUUUAUUGUAACUAAGCCUAAGAACAAACACACACACACACACGCACACAUAAUGGAUUAAAGCAUAUCAAAAAUACAUAUAAUGGAUGCAGGCAAUUAUAUAUAUAUAUGUAAUAUAUAUGUAUAUAAUUUUUGAAUAUGUGUGUAUGUAUUAUGUAUUAAAUAUUAUUUUGAAUAUAUAUAUAUAUAUAUAUAUGUAUGUAUAUUUGUGUGUAGAUCUCUCUCUCUCACUCUCUCUCUCUCUCUCUUUCUCUCUCUCUCUCUCUCUCUCUCUCUCUACAUAUAUAUAUAUAUAUAUAUAUGUUUGUGUGUGUGUACAGAGAGAGAGAGAAAGAGAUAUGCAUACAUAUAGAUACAUAUAUACACACACACAUAUGCAUUAUAAACAACUGCUGAAUUAGCCUGCAUUUUCAAUAAGGACUCAGUAAAUAUAGACUAUAGAAGCAGAGAAUAAAUAUAAUUUAUUUAAAUCAAUCUCCAUGGAUCUCAUUGAUUAGAAGGAAGUUUUGGUUGGAUAAGUAGCUUUUAAAGAAAUUGUUUAUGAUAAAUUAUAUCUAAAUUUA
Octopus bimaculoides (California two-spot octopus) is the source of this 3674-nucleotide messenger RNA. RefSeq names its product equilibrative nucleoside transporter 4. Gene Ontology annotation, cellular component: plasma membrane. NCBI's taxonomy places the organism in Eukaryota, Metazoa, Mollusca, Cephalopoda, Octopoda, Octopodidae. The record is from RefSeq and is a predicted model, not a curated record. Gene Ontology annotation, biological process: nucleoside transmembrane transport. Gene Ontology annotation, molecular function: nucleoside transmembrane transporter activity; monoamine transmembrane transporter activity.